CAUAAACUAGCGCAUGAGAAGUCUGUUUCGCAUAGCUAAGCCCUACCAUAGUUUUAUGACCGCAAGGUACUGUAGCUGAAAGUAUGGUGUAUAGGACCACAUACAAGUGAACCCUCAUAUGUUACACAUACCAAACCACUAUCUUUCGUGGACGAUUUAAUUAAAAUAUGUAUUUAGGAUAGUCAGGACAAAGCGUGGUGGCAAUGCGUGUUGUUAGUGAUUGUUGCUUCUGGCAGGUGUAAUUUACCUGGUUGUAAUCUGUGGAACGAGUCUCCUGAUGACGUAGUAAAUCCUUCAACAAUAGUCCGAAUAUAUCAGUUUGUUACCACUUUUGAAAUUCUGUGCAUUACAACUCUUCAUUGAUUUCUUCCCCUCCUAACCUUCAUGUUUUUCCACUGUAGUAUCAUAUCUAUCCGUUUAUUUAUUAUGUCGUUUCAAAGUGUGGCAAUUUCAGUCGGCACCAAUAGGAAACGUUUUUCAUUAAUCUGUUUGCUUUUCGAUGAUUAAAGGAUAAGGGUUAUCGGAACCAAAUUUCUGUUAAUUCCAUUGAGUCAGACAUUUCAGAAAUGGAAGUGUUUUUUUCGCAGAUAUUUUAUAAAUACAUCGAGUUGCCAUGUUUACAUAAUGUAUUGUUUCAUUUACGUUUGAUUUCUUAUACUUUAGCCGUAUUUUUAAAAGAAUAAACUGAUCGACUGCUCCAACUGUUUUGUUUUGAAAGUUAUGCAAGCAGUAAUAAUAACUAACACAGAGUCUCCUGAAUUGGGACAACUAACAGUACUUGGUUCUGCUUCUUUACUUCCUUUGGGAAAUGAGACAAUACUCACUAAGUUAAUAGGCCUUUUUCUUGACAGCGAAAUAUCAGAUAUAAUAAUUGUUCAUAACAAAGCUCAAACAGCGCGUUUAACAAGUUAUGUAAAUGCACAUUAUCAGUUUUGGCCUGCAUUUGCAAAAGUUAGUCUUCACGAACUUCCUGAUUACUGUCCGUUACCUGAAACAUUGCAAAGAAUUCGAUCUUCUCUACAAUCUGAGUACUUAUUUAUUACACAUUCCAACACUGUUAUGUGUAACAUCAAUUUGCGCGAUAUGUUUUUGACAAUGAUCAGAAAAAAGGCGUCAAUGGUGGCUGUAUUUUCAUCGCUCCCUAUAACAGAAAGCAAGCUUAUGAAGUCUCUCCCCAGUGAACUAACCGUAACUACAAGUGAUGGAAGUGUAUUAAUCACUUAUGUACCUGCAAGUGAUAUAAGGAAACAGACCAAACUUUCGAAGAGCCUUACUUCCCAAGGAGCUAUUCUGUGCCGUUCAGAUCUGAGAGACUGUGGAUUCUAUUUAAUUUCCAGGUCAACGUUGGAUCAUAUUACUAAGUUGGGCGAAGAUAUAACCCAUCGUAAAAAAUCCAUUUGGCAGCAUAUCUGGAUUGAACCUCCAGAAAUAAAUCAAGAAACUGAACUAGGUUCUGGUGACAAAACCACGAUCAACGGUGUUAAUAAUUAUACAGAAUGUUACAAGAUAGGUGGAACGUGUAUUCACGAACAUAAUGAUGAAGUUAUUGCAGUCAAGAUUGAAGAUCCUUUGAUAUAUGUUGAAACAAAUCGCUUGAUUAUUCAGAAAUCGUCCAGUCCAGGAAACCAACAGCAAGGCAAAAAAGGAGAAUCAGGAAAGGAGCAGAAUCUAAUACAGGACAAUUGUAUGAUUCAUGAAAAGGCAUUUAUUCGUGCGACUUUUGUUGGCUCUUCAUGCAAGAUCGGUGCCAAUGUACGAAUUUUAAACUCAGUCCUACUUCCUAAUGUAGAGAUCAAAGAUAAUUGUACCGUUCAAGGAUGUGUCAUUGGAGAAAAAGCUGUUAUUGGAGACCAAUGCGUCCUAAAAAGUUGUGCUGUUGCCGCAUUACAACGUGUACCGACUGGCACUAAUCUAGAAUCAAAGCAGUUAGGAUUUACAGACCCAGAAUUAAAUACCACAUAA
Trichobilharzia szidati is the source of this 1962-nucleotide messenger RNA. Lineage: Eukaryota; Metazoa; Platyhelminthes; Trematoda; Strigeidida; Schistosomatidae. The record is from the annotation of a GenBank genome assembly.